Knipowitschia caucasica is the source of this 741-nucleotide messenger RNA. The record is from the annotation of a GenBank genome assembly. Lineage: Eukaryota; Metazoa; Chordata; Actinopteri; Gobiiformes; Gobiidae.
AUGGACAAAGAACGAUUGAGUUUGAGAGGUGAGGAGCAGAACCAAGCUGAACCAAGGAGGAAGCAAGGAGGAACCAAGCAGGAGGAGCAGAGAGGAGGUGGGCAGAAGAGGAGCCAGAGGAGGUGGGCAGAAGAGGAGCCAGAGGAGGUGGCGAGAAGAGGAGCCAGAAGAGGUGGACAGAAGAGGAGCCAGAGGAGGUGGCUAGAAGAGGAGCCAGAGAAGAAGAGGAGCCAGAAGAGGUGGGCAGAAGAGGAGCCAGAGGAGGUGGCUAGAAGAGGAGCCAGAGGAGGUGGGCAGAAGAGGAGCCAGAGGAGGUGGCUAAAAGAGGAGCCAGAGGAGGUGGCUAGAAGAGGAGCCAGAGGAGGUGGGCAGAAGAGGAGCCAGAAGAGGUGGGCAGAAAAGGAGCCAGAGGAGGCGGGCAGAAGAGGAGCCAGAGGAGGCGGGCAGAAGAGGAGCCAGAGGAGAAGAGGAGCAGAGAGGAGGUGGCUAGAAGAGGAGCCAGAGGAGGUGGGCAGAAGAGGAGCCAGAGGAGGUGGGCAGAAGAGGAGCCAGAGGAGGUGGCUAAAAGAGGAGCCAGAGGAGGUGGCUAGAAGAGGACCCAGAGGAGGUGGGCAGAAGAGGAGCCAGAGGAGGUGGGCAGAAAAGGAGCCAGAGGAGGUGGCUAGAAGAGGAGCCAGAGGAGGUGGGCAGAAGAGGAGCCAGAGGAGGCGGGCAGAAGAGGAGCAGAGAGGAGGUGGCUAA